Molecule: messenger RNA, 627 nt
Organism: Penicillium antarcticum
Lineage: Eukaryota; Fungi; Ascomycota; Eurotiomycetes; Eurotiales; Aspergillaceae
Product: putative NADH-ubiquinone oxidoreductase 21 kDa subunit
Exons: 4
Coding region: 1-627 (208 amino acids)
Source: RefSeq, a predicted model, not a curated record
AUGGCGACAGACACCAAGACGGCCAUUGUGCCCCCUAAGCGGGCCAGCACUGAUUACCCAUUGAUCGAUUCCGACCCGCAUUUGAAACGGGUGUUCGGAUAUGCCCGGCCUUCCGACUACGCCAUGGCUGGUGGAAUGGCCUCAGUUUCUCCCAUUGCCUUCUGGGUCAUGGAGAGAACCAGCCCGUCGCAUGUGGGCCGCGGUGGCUUUGCGCCCGUUAUGCGUCUCGCUACAGCUGUCGGUCUGAUCGGUGGUCUCCAUGUGCUCUACCAGCGCUCCUGCAGUAUGUCAACCUAUAUUCCCGGAUGCUUUCGCGAGGUUUUUAAUGUCGCCGCUUACACCUUCGCAGGACGUUUCUACGGCUUCACUGAGAACUCGAGGGAGGUUGAGAUGGACACUCGCGAGAUGGUCGACAAGGUCAAGAAGGGCGAGCCUUUGUACGGCGCUUCCAAGGUGUCAUCCUACCUACAAGGUGUCGCAGCCCGGAACUCGCGCUACUCGGAACUCUUUAUCCAUAUCCUCCCAUGGAUCAAUGUUGUCAACCAUGACCAGCAUGGUGUCGACACAGCCAAGUACUACCAGCAGGCUGAGCGGGAAUUGGAGGCAGAGCGGACUGGCUCCUCAUGA